AAAUAAUGAUGUACGGGAUCUCUUGUAAAAAGUUUAAAAUCAGUGCUCUCCACGCCUUCCACACCUUCAGCUAACGUGCCACCCUCGGUAUUUUACCUCCAUUGACUAUAUUAACAAUCAGUCACAAUCUACCUACAGCAAUCCUUGCGUGAAGAAUUUCCCACACAAGUAAGAAUACUUGUGGACUAAUGACAAUGAGCUCUGGCCAGUUGAUCUCUACAAACCCCUCUAAGAGAAAAACACUGUUGCAAUCCUGGAGACAUUUGUUCCGGCAAGCAAUGAGGACGAUUCUCUGUGAGCAUUGUACAGAAAAGAAAAGGAGAAUCGUCAGCUACGGUGAGGUAUGGGGCACUGUAAACAUGGCAGGUAUUUGAGAUAAUAUUUUAGUAUUUACAACGUCGAAAAGGAGGUUGCACACUGGCAGCGGCUCCUUGUGUGGGUCCAACAGCAGAGGAUGGCCGGUGUCAGCGCCGCUCUGCUUCGUUCCACUGAAUACUCGCGUGCUCCCUCCGAGAUUUGCUGCUUCACCCUGCGUCUUCAAUUUCUGCCUUUUGCCCCUUGUGUGUGGUCCAACCCACUCGAGAUCUCAAAUUGCGGAAUUCUUGUUUCAUUAUCAUCUGGUGUCUCUGACUUCGAAUAUGGCAUUGCUCUUGGCUGGACAUGAGAUUAUACAAGACUAUUAGCAUUUGUUGUGUUUCGCUCGUUCUUCUUGCCCAAAUCAUAAACCUAAUUUCUGUCGCCCUGCUGAGCUCCGGUGUAAGUCGGAGCGCAGUCCUUCCGUGAAAAUCUCCCACUGUGCACUUUUUCUUUGAUUGUGGUUCAUCUUCGUCACUUGUGCUCUUCUUUUCUACCCCCUUUGUAUAUUGGGAUGGCACGGAGAGAGCCUGUUCCCAAGGCUAUUGCACCUUGCUUUCCUCACCUUUGUUACGACUGCACAAGGCCAAGUAUUCAACCGUGAAUGCAAUGAUAAGAUGUUCGCCGGAGAAGUCAUGGGUGCAGCAUUCAUGCAAAGUUCUGUCUAUCCGGAUAGCUGCGGAAGCGACAGGAUAUGGAGAAUGUGGACACAAAGACCCAUGUUCCCAGCACAGUUGUGCACAUUAUUGAUUUAGUACAGUGACCAGCGAUGGCGUCAGAUACCAACCAGAACCUAGUAACAGAAGUUAUAGUCGAGCUCAAGAAAGUGAUACAAGAAGCUCGCGAGGCGCCUGUGGAGAAAGAGAGCUUUUGGCGUUUUAUUUCGUACCUUGAACAGCUUCGUCCUAUUCUUGAUCAGUUGAAUACUGGAAACGCGCCUGAAUUGCCUCUCCGCGUGCAAACUGUAUUGAAUGGCAUCAAGGGAGAGUUGGUGAAUUUUCAGAGUCCUCUGCAGAUAUGCAAAAGUAAGAGCCGACUCUACUUGCUUACAAAUUGUCAGGAAGUGGUGAGAGAAAUUCAGAAAACCACGCAUGGUAUUGGGCGAUGCCUGGCUCGCCUUCCGUCAGUGCAAUCUUCUCCAAGGCGGGAUUCCCGAAUGUGGGAUGUGGGAAAGAAGGCGGAUGAUCUCGCUCGCGAAAUGCAACAAGCGCUAUUCAUGGUUUCUGCAAGUGAGGAGCGCAUAUGCCUAGCGCUGGAAAGAGAAGCCUCGCAAUCAGCACGGCACGAGGAUGCAGAUUCAGGAGUUCAGAAUGCGAUCCUUCUCGACAUUGGUCGUGAAUUGGGGCUCGAACUUGACAGAAAUAGAGGUGCCUUGUUUGAGCAACUCCAGCUACUGCGAAGGGAGCUUGCUGAUUGCCGGGACCGGGGACAGAUAAAAUUGCUUGAAACAAUUGAGAGUAUGUUCCAGUCGUGGACUCUGGAGCCGGCUGUACCGCAUUGGCACACAAUUGUGGAGGCUGGAGAAGAUGACACCAUUGCACCAUUUGACACUUUCCUGUGUCCCUUAUCCAAAAAGGUGAUGAAGGAUCCGGUGUUCCUGCAAUCGGAGCGAACUUAUGAGCGCAGCGCUAUAGAGAAUUGGUUUAACUUUUGUCGUCAGCAAGGACGACCGUCCACAUGCCCUGUCUCUGGACAAGUACUGACAUCCACCGAACUUCGACCUAGCCUGGUGCUUCGCCAUACCAUUCAGGAAUGGGAACAGCGCAAUGUUGCUAUUCGAAUUCGCCUAGCAACCUCUCGCUUAGGCCCAACCGCAUCGGGUGAAGAAGCUGAGCAGGCGCUUGAGGAUAUUAUUCUCGUUGCCGACGACAGCGUUGAAAAUCGGCGCAAGCUCUACGAAGGACUACUUUCUGCAGUGCUAGGUCUAUGGCAGCGGAAUGUAAAGUCACGCGCUCAUCUCCGAAGCCGAGCCAUUGCUGCUCUCCGUGGCAUGGUCGUCGACUCUCAGGAAAAUAAGGAUGCAGUAGUAGACAUGGGAGCGUUGAAGCUUGCCGUGCAAAGUCUAAACAGCGGGGUGGAAAAAGAGAGGGAGUGUGCAGUCGGUCUUCUUUACGAAUUGUCAACCUAUCCUUCCAUGAGUUUACGGAUCGGAUCAGAGAAGGGUGCCAUCGUUGGUCUGAUGGGGGUAACGUCGGCUCACAACGGCAAUGCAGAAAUUAGUAAUCUUGCCGAACACACACUUCUGAAUCUGGAAAACGUGGACGCCAAUGCCUUGCAGAUGGCAGAGGCAGGCCGCUUGAAACCUGUUCUCGCCCGCCUAUGCCAAGGCUCUGAGGAAACUCAAGUGAAGCUCGCUAAGCACUUGAGCCAAAUGAUCCUCACGAACACAAGUAAAGAAGUUGUGGCGGAGACCGGCGGUAAAGCUCUGGUGCGAAUGUUGUCAAUCAGUCCGAAUGCCAGGGAAGCCGCUUUGGGUGUCCUUUACAACUUGUCCACACUAGAAGACACUGCACAUGUAUUAAUCAAGGCUGGAGUUAUUGCCCAUCUGGUGUUCACAAUAUUCUCGUUACCGGCGCCGGAAAACUUGAAGGAAAUGGCGAUAAGCACUCUUGCAAAUCUGGUCGUGGUACCCGGCAGCUGGGAGACCUCGAAAGUGGACAAAGAGGGCCAUCUCUUAUAUUCAGAGAAAGUCCUGCAUAAAAUCUUCGGGCUUCUACAGAACGGGAGCUCGCUAUGGAAGGAGAAGAUCCUGCAAACAUUGUAUGGCAUAGCUUGUUCCACUGAAGUUACAGAUGCUGUGGCAGCAAAUAUAUGCAGCUGCGGCGGCACGAUCACACUCGUGAACUUCAUGUUGCAUUCCGACUCAAACACUCGUUUGAAUGCCUUACGUUUGCUCAGCCUCCUCAGUGUGCGCAUCGGAGAUGACAUUGCUGCAGCCCUACGCUCUACACUCCAGCUGAAGUUUCUAAAGGAGGUCCUUCAACUACAGGGGAAGGCUGUUUUGGAAGAACGCGUUGCGGCUGCAACGAUUCUCGCAAACAUCCCACUUACUGAAUUCGAGGUGAUACGAGUGCUGGAGAUUGAUAUGCUCCAGUGGACUGUCAAUACCCUUCAAGACUGCAAGUCAGGGCGCAUUGGUCGACUGUCAGGGCGUGCAGGAUGCGCAAUGCAGGAAGCAUUGCUGGGCAUCUUACUCCACUUCGCUAGAAACUCGAACGUGGCCAUUCUCAACAGCAUGCGAGAGCUCUAUCUUUUCACCCUCUUUCAGGAGAAGCUGAUGACGCAUUGGACGCCACUAACCAAGGAAAGAUCAGCUGUAGGCCUCCAACUCCUAUCAGAACGCGCUUAUCUCUUCACACUUCGAAAUCCACUGCAGGCUCCUUCCAACCGAGGCGCCUUCUUCGGUUUGUGCCUGUUUCCAUCAAAAACCAUCCGUGACCUGCCGGAAAAAUGCGAUGUGCACGGGGGAGUAUGCGAUCCCAACGGAACAUUCUGCCUCGUCGCUGCCUGUGCUAUCUCACCUCUGAUUGAACUCCUCGAAGAGGAAGACGACUACGGUGUACAAGAAGCUGCGGUAAACGCACUCUCCACCCUCCUCAUGGACGGCGUCGACAUUAAGGGAGGCGUUGAGCAGCUCGCCCACGCCGAAGGCGUCCAACCGAUCUUUGAUCUAUUUUAUAACGUCCGGCAAGGCCGCCUUCAAGAAAAAGCUGUUUGGAUGAUCGAUCGUAUCCUGCGAGUCGAAGAAUACACACAAUUGUACAGUUCCGACCAAGGCCUCGUCAAAGCUCUCAUGGAAGCUCGUCGUCACGGCAGCCCGAACACCCGUGCCCUCGCCCAAGACGCCCUCGCCCGCCUCUCCAAAACCUCCUCCAGCCACCCUCCUGCGUCUUCCUUCCGCAAAAUGGCCAGCAUGCAACGCCGAGACUCCUUGUGACAUGACCUAAAAACACGCAUACAAACAAAGCAAAGCAAUACCAGGCCCUUUACUGCUGACGUUUCUCAACUUCUGCACCACUGUCUUCUCCUACUCAACAGCCGAAAUUGUAUCAUGCCAACAAAUGCAAUAAGCGAAUCCUGUACAACAGUGGUGAGCUUCGAAGAAUCGUAGAACACGUUUCCAUAGAACAGCAACCAUCGUAGGAGCCAAGCCAAGUCCGAGCUGAGACAGGUUUAAGCGUGCCCUAAAACCCUAAAACCUGGUCGCGUGCCACAAUAACUUAGCUCCAUGUUUCAUUACUAUAGACGACCUUUUAAAAUCUCAGAUUGAGACCAAUUCUUAGCGUAGCGUUGUUGUCCCCGAAACCCUAAUUCUGGAGUUCUCUCAAGUGGGGAUAGAGGUUUUGUAUUUGGUUGAUUGAGUUGCUUUUAUGAGCAUCACUUUGUUGUAACUAGGGCUGCUUUGUGGCUUCACACACACA
Messenger RNA from Physcomitrium patens, 4775 nucleotides. Its product is annotated as U-box domain-containing protein 43. Gene Ontology annotation, biological process: protein ubiquitination. Gene Ontology annotation, molecular function: ubiquitin-protein transferase activity; protein binding. Lineage: Eukaryota; Viridiplantae; Streptophyta; Bryopsida; Funariales; Funariaceae. The record is from RefSeq and is a predicted model, not a curated record.